GAACAAGAAGUUUUUUUUUCAUUUUGAAUGUUUGUUAUUCUCUAGUUAGUUAAUUGAUGUCGGGUUAAUUUAUUUUACCAUUUAAUUGUUUAAACUUUGACCAAAUCGUAAGCUAAACUGUGAUGGAUUUGUUAACUAAAAUCACUUCUAUUCUGGUUGUUCUGAUCGCAAUUGGAUUCACAAUAUUCACCAAUUAUCCAGCCCCACCGAUCUCACCAAUUAUGUAUCAAUGGCAAACUUGGGGAUCAUAUUUAACUUUUAAACAAUUUAAAAUCUUUUAUAUUGACAAACAAAUCAACAAUGGGACAAAGACAUUAUUAUGUUUACAUGGUUUUCCAACUUCAAGUUUUGACUAUUUUAAAGCUUAUCCAUUUUUAAUCAAAAGCUUUGAUAGAAUUGUUUUUAUUGACUUUCUCGGAAUGGGUUAUAGUGAUAAACCGACUUUACAUUCUUAUUCAAUCAUGGAACAAGCAGAUAUUGUUCAAUCGGUAAUCAAUCACAUUGGACUUGACGAUUUUCAUAUUUUAGCCCAUGAUUAUGGUGAUACAGUGACUCAAGAGAUUCUUGCUCGUAUAAGAGACGAUGGCCUUAAUUUAAAGAUUAAAUCAGUAUCCAUGAUGAAUGGAGGAGUAUUUCCAUCAAUUCAUUCACCUUUAGUUAUUCAAAAGCUACUUCAUCUUCCAGUGAUUGGUUAUCUUCUUGGAAAGUUAAACAAUAAAUAUACGUUCGCAAUCAAUUUAAACAGAGUUUUCGGAAGUGGAACCAGUCCAACGAUGGCCGAGUUUUACAAUUUCUGGGCAAUUGUGCGACAUAAUCACGGAUACCGAGUAUUCGGUGAUAUUUUAGCCUAUCUGGAUGAAAGAUUUGAACAUGAGGAUCGAUGGGUUUCCGCCAUGAAGAAUACCAAGAUUCCAUUGCAAUUUAUUUAUGGUCCUAGUGAUCCAGUUAAUCCACCGCCGUUUGAUGUGAUGUAUCAUAAAUUGAUCUACAAUCCAUAUUUUGAUAAAUUAGAUGAAAACAUUGGACAUUAUCCUCAUUUCGAGGCACCCGAAGAAGUCGUCAAGAGAUUGAAUCUUUUUUUACAAAAGAAAGGACUUUAGUAUAAGUGUACAGUUUGAUAUGUUUAUUAUGGUGUUUUGACAAAAUAAAUCUAAUCGAUAUUAUCACGAGAUGAAA
Messenger RNA from Panonychus citri (citrus red mite), 1176 nucleotides. Its product is annotated as mesoderm-specific transcript protein-like. Bases 123 to 1100 code for a protein of 325 amino acids. The record is from RefSeq and is a predicted model, not a curated record. NCBI's taxonomy places the organism in Eukaryota, Metazoa, Arthropoda, Arachnida, Trombidiformes, Tetranychidae. Gene Ontology annotation, molecular function: catalytic activity. The transcript is spliced from 5 exons.